Trichomycterus rosablanca is the source of this 2490-nucleotide messenger RNA. It is a transcript of the gene brsk1a, whose product is annotated as BR serine/threonine kinase 1a. Gene Ontology annotation, biological process: microtubule cytoskeleton organization; intracellular signal transduction; protein phosphorylation. The transcript has 19 exons. Gene Ontology annotation, cellular component: cytoplasm. Bases 1 to 2214 code for a protein of 737 amino acids. Lineage: Eukaryota; Metazoa; Chordata; Actinopteri; Siluriformes; Trichomycteridae. Gene Ontology annotation, molecular function: protein serine/threonine kinase activity; tau-protein kinase activity; ATP binding. The record is from RefSeq and is a predicted model, not a curated record.
AUGUCCAAGGACCCGUCCUGCAGCCAGGGGGCUCAGUAUGUGGGGCCCUACCGGCUGGAGAAGACUCUGGGGAAAGGACAGACAGGUUUAGUGAAACUUGGAGUGCACUGCAUCACGGGUCAGAAGGUGGCCAUCAAAAUAGUGAACCGAGAAAAGCUCUCCGAGUCGGUGCUCAUGAAGGUGGAGAGAGAGAUAGCAAUUCUGAAGCUGAUCGAGCACCCGCAUGUUCUGAAGCUGCAUGAUGUUUAUGAGAAUAAUAAAUACCUGUAUCUGGUGUUGGAGCACGUAUCCGGCGGUGAGCUGUUCGACUAUUUAGUGAAGAAAGGACGACUGACACCCAAAGAGGCUCGAAAGUUCUUCAGGCAGAUCAUAUCAGCGCUGGAUUUCUGCCACAGUCACUCAAUCUGUCACAGAGAUCUGAAGCCAGAGAAUCUCCUGCUGGACGAGAAGAAUAACAUCAGAAUUGCUGACUUCGGCAUGGCCUCCCUACAGGUGGGGGAGAAUCUGUUAGAGACGAGCUGUGGGUCUCCUCACUACGCCUGUCCAGAAGUAAUCAGAGGUGAGAAGUAUGACGGGCGGAGAGCAGACGUGUGGAGCUGUGGAGUGAUUCUGUUCGCUUUACUCGUGGGCGCGUUACCCUUCGACCACGACAACCUCCGACAGUUGCUGGAGAAGGUGAAGAGCGGCGUCUUCCACAUGCCCCACUUCAUUCCUCCUGACUGCCAGUCUCUGUUACGUGGAAUGAUCGAGGUGGAUCCAACCAAGAGGCUCACGCUGGAGCAGAUCCAGAAACACGCCUGGUACCAGUCGGGUCGUAACGAGCCACACCCGGAGCAGCCGCCACCCAGGCGUGUGUGUGUGAGACGAAUCCUCUCUCUGACCGAGCUGGACCCGGACGUGUUGGAGAGCAUGUACUCGCUCGGCUGCUUCAGAGACCGAGUCAAACUCAACCGAGACCUGCAGUGUGAGGAGGAGAACCAGGAGAAGAUGAUUUAUUACCUCUUACUGGACCGUAAGGAGCGCUACCCCAGCUAUGAGGACGAGGACCUGCCGCCCAGAAAUGAUGUAGAUCCUCCCCGGAAGCGCGUGGACUCGCCCAUGCUGACCCGUCAUGGUCGUCUCAGGCCGGAGAGGAAGAGUCUGGAGGUGCUGAGUGUGACGGAGCAGGGCUCCCCAACACCUCCGCGCAGGGCGCUGGACACCUCUGCUCACAGCCAGAGAUCACGGUCAGUAAGCGGAGCAUCGACUGGUCUCUCCUCCAGUCCUCUGAGCAGUCCCAGGGUGACCCCUCAGGGAUCGCCUCUGCCCACACCUCUGGGCACCCCAGUGCAUCACCCCCAUCCUCCCCCUACCUCCUCCUGCUCUUCCUCCCGUGCCGAAGGAGGAGGCGUCGGCUCGCUCUCCCUGACGCCGCCCACCAGCCCGGGAGGGGGCGGCGCCAGCAUGGCGGCCAGCAGCUCCGCCCACUGGAGGACCAGACUCAACUCCUUCAAGAACAACCUGCUCGGCUCGCCGCGCUUCCACCGCCGCAAGCUGCAGGUGCCCACCUCAGAGGACAUGUCCAGCCUAACGCCGGAGUCCAGCCCUGAGCUGGCGAAGCGUUCCUGGUUCGGCAACUUUAUCAGCCUGGAGAAGGAGGAGCAGAUCUUUGUGGUGAUCAGAGACAAACCGCUCAGCUCCAUCAAGGCCGACAUCGUCCACGCCUUCCUCUCGAUCCCAUCCCUCAGUCACAGCGUGGUGUCCCAGACCAGUUUCCGGGCGGAGUAUAAGGCCUCCGGGGGCCCGUCCGUCUUCCAGAAGCCCGUCAAGUUUCAGGUGGACAUCUCCUUCUCAGAGGGCGAGAGGGAACGAGAGCGAGAGAGGGAAGGGAAGAGAGAUUAUGGGAUCUACAGCGUCACCUUCACCCUCAUAUCAGGUCCGAGUCGCAGGUUCAAGAGGGUGGUGGAGACCAUUCAGGCCCAACUGCUCAGCACACACGACCAGCCGUCGGUCCAGGCCCUCGUGGCACCACGACCCGCUCUCGUUCCCGCAGACGAGAAGAACGGACGCCCACACGGAACCCCCAGCAGACAGAACUCGCGCCGCUCCGAGGGCGGGGCCGACCGCUGCGAGUGGGUGGAGCGAGGAGAGGGCGGGGCCCUACUCCAGAGGAGAGGUUCGGCCAAGGAGCGGAGCCGACUGCUCUCCUCCAACGGGACCCAAUCACAGCCCUGAGAAAUACCAUCCAGUAUCAGACACGGCACAACACUCACACGUCACCCAACACCACACCACACCACACCACGGCAUGAUGGUAACAUCUCACGCGGGUUUAUUUACAACGGGGCUUAAAAAUUCAGCAGAACGUCAUCAAUACAAGAGAUCAAAUUAAUCACAAACCCUGAUUAGAUUUAAAUAGAGCUGGAUGAGCUACAGAUGAGCUACAGAUGAGCUGGAGCGAUAAUCAGGAGGUUUUAUUCUCUGUGCUGGUAAUCGGAGUUACGACUCAUU